Molecule: messenger RNA, 339 nt
Organism: Cygnus atratus (black swan)
Lineage: Eukaryota; Metazoa; Chordata; Aves; Anseriformes; Anatidae
Product: placenta-specific gene 8 protein-like
Exons: 3
Coding region: 1-339 (112 amino acids)
Biological process (GO): positive regulation of transcription by RNA polymerase II
Source: RefSeq, a predicted model, not a curated record
AUGGCCUCCCACCAUGUGGUCACCGCGCAGCCCUGGGGCUCGAUGGCAGCCCCGCAGAGGAGCAAGUGGCAGACAGGGCUGAUGGACUGCUGCUCCGACUGCGGCGUCUGUAUCUGCGGAACCUUCUGCUUCCCCUGCCUGAGCUGCCAGGUGGCCGGGGACAUGAACGAGUGCUGCCUCUGCGGGACCAGCGUGGCCCUGAGGACCCUGUAUCGCACCCGAUACAACAUCCCGGGCUCCAUCAUGGAUGACUUCUUCUCAGUCCUGUGCUGCCCCUGGUGCUCUCUCUGCCAGCUGAAGAGGGACAUUAACCGGAGGAAAGAACAGGGCACCUUCUGA